Molecule: messenger RNA, 684 nt
Organism: Lentinula edodes (shiitake mushroom)
Lineage: Eukaryota; Fungi; Basidiomycota; Agaricomycetes; Agaricales; Omphalotaceae
Exons: 4
Source: RefSeq, a predicted model, not a curated record
CUCAGACCUUUGGAAACAUCAGAGGCUAUAAUGGACCGCCUACCUGUGUCAGAUCUUCUCACACUCAGUAGAUCAUGUAAACAAACACGAAUUGACGUCACAAACUACAAGGAACGAGUUUUUAGUAUCCAACAUGCCUAUCGGAACUUUUUCAACACUGAAGAAAUUGCACAAUUUCAAAAACUGCAGAAUGCGACCGGGUUAUUAGUCUCUGGCUCAAUUGUUCUCCAAUUUUUCAAUCGAGAAACUUACAAUGGAGACCUCGAUGCAUUCUGUAACAUUCGUUACUGUGCAAUUGCUGGAGAAUGGCUAAUUUCUCACGGCUACUCAUUCCAAUCCAAAGAAGGUCAACCUCUUGAUUUCAAUGACUCCUUCUCUCAAAUAUCCAACAACAAUCAAACACAAGAUUACAACUUUAACACAGUUGCUGGAGUUUGGAAUUUCAUGCGAAACACGUCCAAAAUCCAACUUAUUGCUACAUGUGGUGCACCUUUAGAAUGUAUCUUCACCUUCCACUCAACCUGCGUAAUGAAUGUGUUCACACAUCGGGCAGCAUAUUGCUUGUUUUCCAAGCUUACUCUAGAAGACAAAGUGACAAUGCUGAUCGACCUACAAGCCCCAUUAACGGAACGACAGAUGUAUCCGAUACGGAAAUACGAAGAUCGUGGAUUUAGCAUCAUGCAU